This is a messenger RNA of Solanum dulcamara, 1997 nucleotides long. Its product is annotated as laccase-7-like. The record is from RefSeq and is a predicted model, not a curated record. Bases 55 to 1761 code for a protein of 568 amino acids. Gene Ontology annotation, cellular component: apoplast. Gene Ontology annotation, biological process: lignin catabolic process. Lineage: Eukaryota; Viridiplantae; Streptophyta; Magnoliopsida; Solanales; Solanaceae. The transcript is spliced from 6 exons. Gene Ontology annotation, molecular function: copper ion binding; hydroquinone:oxygen oxidoreductase activity.
AAUAUUCUUCAAGUUCUAUAGCCUUUACACAUUGAAUUAUUGUAUUUAGUGAAAAUGGGGCAUCAAGUUUUCUUGUUAUUUGCUUGCACCAUAAUAACUCUUCUAGUUUCUUGCUCUUCAGAAGUUGUUGAGCAUUCUUUUCAUGUGCAAAACCGUACUAUAACGAGACUGUGCCGUAGACAAGUAAUUACUGCUGUAAAUGGAAGUCUUCCUGGUCCGACCAUACGUGUAAAAGAAGGGGACACCCUUGUUGUUCAUGUCUACAACCUUUCCCCUUACAAUCUCACUAUUCAUUGGCAUGGAGUUUUCCAGCUAUUAAGUGGAUGGGCUGAUGGACCCGAGUUUGCGACCCAGUGCCCGAUCCGACCCGGACAUAGCUACACGUACAAGUUUAAAAUAACAGGACAAGAAGGGACUCUCUGGUGGCAUGCACAUGUAUCCUGGCUUAGAGCCACAGUUCAUGGUGCACUCAUUAUUCGUCCCAAAAAGGGCCACUCUUAUCCUUUUCCUAAACCUUACAGAGAAGUUCCUAUCCUCUUAGGGGAAUGGUGGAAUGCCAAUGUUGUGGAUGUGGAGAACGAAGCGCUAGCAAUUGGUUCUGCACCUAAUAACUCUAAUGCUUACACUAUUAACGGCUGGCCCGGCAAUCUUUACCCUUGCUCUGUUAAUCAAACAUACAAGUUGAAGGUGAAACAUGGAAAAACAUAUCUCCUUCGUAUCAUCAACGCUGCACUCAAUAACCAACUUUUUUUCAAGAUCGCCAAUCAUAAAAUGAAAGUUGUCGCGGUUGAUGCUGCUUACACUGAUCCCUACAUCACGGACGUAGUCAUCACCGGGCCGGGCCAGACAACCGACGUCCUUUUGACGGCCGAUCAACUAUCGGCAUCAUACUACAUGGCGGCUAACCCCUACGCUAGUGCAGCCGGGGUACCAUUUGACAACACCACCACCACGGGAAUUAUAGUGUAUGAAGAUGCACUACUACCAUCAACUCCCAUAAUGCCAAUUUUACCGGCCUUUAACGACACACCAACAGCCCAUAAAUUCUUCACCAAUAUAACUGGGCUUGUAACUGGCCCAUUUUGGAACCCACCACCUCGCAAAGUGGAUGAGCACAUGUUUAUUACUAUUGGGCUGGGCCUAACUGCUUGUGGAAAAUCAAGAAAUGCAACAUGUGGAGGCCCAAAUGGGCAAAGACUUGGUGCUAGUAUGAACAAUGCAUCCUUCCAGUUUCCAAACAUGAUUUCAAUGUUGGAGGCCUUUUUCUACAAUGUUGGUGGAAUUUACACUACUGAUUUCCCAGACAAACCACCAUUGAAAUUUGACUACACAAACCCAAAUAAUAGCAUGAAUCCUGCUAUUAUAAUGACGAAAAAAUCUACAAAAGUGAAGAAAAUUAAGUUCAAUUCUACAGUUGAAAUUGUGUUCCAAAAUACUGCUUUGAUUGGAAUAGAAAAUCAUCCUAUUCACUUGCAUGGAUUCAAUUUCUAUGUCUUGGCCCAAGGCUUUGGCAAUUAUAACGCGAAAGUUGAUCAGAAAAAAUUUAACUUUGUCAAUCCACAAGAACGUAAUACAAUUGGUGUUCCAGUUGGAGGAUGGGCUGUCAUUAGAUUUCGAGCUAACAAUCCAGGUGUAUGGUUGAUGCAUUGUCAUUUGGAUGUUCACUUGCCUUGGGGUUUAGCCACAGCUUUUGUUGUUGAAAAUGGGCCAACACUAUCAACUAGGCUACCUCCUCCUCCACCAGAUCUACCUAAAUGUUAGAUUAUUAAUUUGCUUCUUUAAUUUUUUUUGAGUGAUUAUAUGAUUCUUGUUCAGUUUCGUUUUUAAUUUUUUCAAUUGUACAAGUGAUUCAUUUGCUUUUCUUGUCAUUCUUUGACUUGUUAAACAAACAUGAGUGUAUUUAGUUAUAUCAUUCUUUAAGAUUCUGUUAAGUGUAAUGUCUCAUCCUUUUGUUCUUUGAUUAUGAUGAAUAAGAUAUUGUCUUUGGGAUUCCCAUU